AUGUGUGUCGACUGUGUGAAGGAAGAAUUUCCAUGCCGAGAUACAAUGUGUUUAGAAGAUGGUUCGUAUUUACUCAACUUCUCCCGAUGUGCUCGAUGCCAGGAACUUGGCAAUCUCUCCAUAGAAGACAAGUACUGCUCCGAAGAUGAAAGUGGGUUGGAAUUAAUUACAUACCAACAUGUUUGUCCGAAUUGUGGACACAUCAUUGCCAGCCAUGAAUAUUCCUUCACUGUUGAAGAUGGUUAUAUGUUGUACACAAUGUCUUGUGCGUUGUGUGGCGAAGCCGAAGAUCAACGUUCGGUCUUACCUUAUGAUGAUCGACAAAGGUCGUUUUUCUAA
Messenger RNA from Octopus sinensis (East Asian common octopus), 339 nucleotides. Its product is annotated as protein Churchill. Bases 1 to 339 code for a protein of 112 amino acids. The transcript has a single exon. NCBI's taxonomy places the organism in Eukaryota, Metazoa, Mollusca, Cephalopoda, Octopoda, Octopodidae. The record is from RefSeq and is a predicted model, not a curated record. Gene Ontology annotation, molecular function: zinc ion binding. Gene Ontology annotation, biological process: fibroblast growth factor receptor signaling pathway; positive regulation of DNA-templated transcription; multicellular organism development.